AAAAUAAUCUAACUAAUCAUGAAAUAAUUGAUACUAUAUUAACUAUAAAUGAGAAAAAGGAUUUGAUAGAUGAAGAUGAAUUUAUAUCUAUAUUAGAAAAAGUUAGUUUAAUAGAAGCGGAAAAUGCUGCAGAUAAAAUAAUAAGAUUUUAUAUGA
Messenger RNA from Funneliformis caledonium, 156 nucleotides. The record is from the annotation of a GenBank genome assembly. Lineage: Eukaryota; Fungi; Glomeromycota; Glomeromycetes; Glomerales; Glomeraceae.